Messenger RNA from Ochotona princeps (American pika), 1280 nucleotides. It is a transcript of the gene VAMP1, whose product is annotated as vesicle associated membrane protein 1. The transcript is spliced from 5 exons. The record is from RefSeq and is a predicted model, not a curated record. Gene Ontology annotation, molecular function: syntaxin binding; SNAP receptor activity. Bases 6 to 875 code for a protein of 289 amino acids. Gene Ontology annotation, biological process: vesicle fusion; vesicle-mediated transport; SNARE complex assembly. Gene Ontology annotation, cellular component: plasma membrane; SNARE complex. Lineage: Eukaryota; Metazoa; Chordata; Mammalia; Lagomorpha; Ochotonidae.
CACAUAUGUCCCCGCCUUCCAAAGAUGGUUCUGUGCGUCGAUUGGUCCCCGGGGUUGUCAAUGUUAGCUGGGAGGCGUGGUCAGCACUUAAUAAAGACGCUGCUGGCGCGGCAGCUGCAGUCCGUUUCAGCGCGACUAGAGCUCCGGGUGGUCAGCGAGAGGCGGAGCUCGGAGGUUCCGUCCGGUUCAGCCGCAGCGUCCCACCGCCCGGUGUCUCGUCGCAGCUUCCGAAGAGGAGGCCGACCCUCCCUGUCUCCGUCAGAAAAAUGUCAGCUCCAGCACAGCCGCCCGCCGAAGGGACAGAAGGGGCCGCCCCAGGUGGGGGUCCCCCUGGCCCUCCUCCCAACAUGACCAGUAACCGACGACUACAGCAAACACAGGCCCAAGUGGAGGAGGUGGUGGACAUCAUGCGUGUGAAUGUGGACAAGGUUCUGGAGAGGGACCAGAAACUGUCGGAGCUGGAUGACCGAGCCGACGCCUUGCAGGCAGGCGCAUCCCAGUUUGAGAGCAGUGCCGCCAAGCUCAAGAGGAAGUAUUGGUGGAAAAACUGCAAGAUGAUGAUCAUGCUGGGAGCUAUCUGUGCCAUCAUCGUGGUAGUUAUUGUAAGGCGGGACCGAAGAGCUGGAAGCAAGCAGUCAGUGUACCCUCCCAGCGGUGCCCCUGGAAGGCCUCCACUCUCCUCCGGGCUCCUCCUGGCCCUAGUGCAGGGGUCACCGCUGGAGAAGAACCACACCACUGUCCUCGCUGAGGCCCAAGCCUGGAGCAAAUCUGCCCUCUUGGCCCCCCAGCCCUAUCCCCCCCAUGGGAAGUAUUUUCUGGGUUUCCAUCCCCCUGAGGCUCACCAGAUACAGUUGGGUAUAUGUUCUGGGGGGUGACUGUUAGCCCUCCUGCUUUUCUUUCUCACCCUACCCCACCCUGGACCCUCUUCUGUGUCGUUGCUGUCUCCUUCCCACCGUCCAUGUGCAUGAGCAAAUAUGCAGCUGAACCCUGGACUUGGCAGUCAAAUGAAGCUGAGCUUCCCACAUCCCCUUCCUCGGUUUGCCAUGAGAUGAUGUGGGGUGUCCACUGUGUGUCUGUCAUCACCUCUGUCUGUUUUCCUACCCCAAUCUCAUACUUGUAGAGAGUAAUAACAGCUGUACUUCUGCCAAAGGCAUGUGGCAUAUUUACCGAUUUCAUGUAUUCUGAAAACAAAGGCCAAAAAAAAAAAAAAAAUACAGGUUCCUACCAUUAAACCAACUAAAUUGUGGUCUGGGGAGUGUCAUUUCUUUCUAGUACCCAGA